This is a messenger RNA of Hibiscus syriacus, 1416 nucleotides long. RefSeq names its product polypyrimidine tract-binding protein homolog 2. Bases 170 to 1213 code for a protein of 347 amino acids. Gene Ontology annotation, biological process: regulation of RNA splicing. Lineage: Eukaryota; Viridiplantae; Streptophyta; Magnoliopsida; Malvales; Malvaceae. The record is from RefSeq and is a predicted model, not a curated record. Gene Ontology annotation, molecular function: mRNA binding. Gene Ontology annotation, cellular component: nucleus. The transcript has 11 exons.
AGGGAAAAAACCAACAAUUCACAUCUCUCUCCUGCAGUUUAUGAAACCCUAAAAUAUAACAAUUCUGAAGAAAUUCGAACGGAUUAUCUCUUGAAACUUUCUUUAAGCAUUUAGGCUUUAGAUUUCCUUUUCGUGGAAGAUAUAUUUUCAUAGGGUUGUGCUGAACGGAAUGGCCUCCGUAUCAAGUCAGCCGCAGUUCCGCUACACUCAAUCCCCGUCGAAGGUGCUGCAUUUAAGGAACUUGCCGUGGGAGUGUACGGAGGAAGAGUUGAUCGAGCUGGGGAAGCCGUUUGGUAGGGUCGUUAACACCAAGUGCAAUGUUGGAGCCAAUCGCAAUCAAGCUUUCAUCGAAUUCGCUGAUUUGAAUCAGGCUAUUGCUAUGAUAACGUAUUAUGCUUCAUCUUCGGAGCCUGCUCAAGUUAGGGGCAAAACGGUCUACCUGCAAUAUUCUAAUAGGCAAGAGAUUGUAAACAACACAACGGCGGAUAUUGCCGGGAAUGUUCUUUUGGUAACAAUUGAAGGUCAAGAUGCGCGGCUUGUUUCCAUUGAUGUUUUGCAUCUGGUAUUUUCAGCUUUUGGAUUUGUGCAUAAAAUUACUACCUUUGAGAAGACAGCUGGAUUCCAGGCAUUGGUGCAGUUUUCAGAUGCAGAAACAGCCACUUGUGCAAAAAAUGCCUUGGAUGGACGAAUCAUCCCUAGGUAUCUGCUUUCUGACAAUAUAGCUCCUUGCACGCUAAAGAUAACAUAUUCUGCUCAUAAGGAUCUGACUGUGAAAUUUCAGAGCCACAGGAGCAGGGACUAUACCAAUCCCUACCUUCCUGUUGCUCCUUCAGCUAUGGAUGGAAGUAACCAGUUCCAUUUGGGUCUUGAUGGGAAAAAGCUUGAACCUGAGAGUAAUGUUUUGCUUGCAUCUAUUGAGAACAUGCAGUAUGCUGUUACCUUGGAUGUGCUACACAUGGUCUUCUCUGCUUUUGGCCCUGUUCAAAAGAUUGCCAUGUUCGAUAAGAAUGGUGCACUUCAGGCUCUAAUUCAGUAUGCUGAUGUUCAGACGGCUAUCUUUGCCAAGGAGUCCUUAGAAGGGCACUGCAUAUAUGAUGGAGGGUUUUGCAAACUUCAUCUCUCGUAUUCACGCCACACUGAUCUUAGUAUAAAGCUCAACAAUGAUAGGAGCAGAGAUUAUACAAUCGUGAAUCCUGUCCUGGUUAACCCGUAGCCUUCAGUUUUGGAGCAACAGCCAAUUCAUACAAUGUAGUAAAUAGAACUGCAAGUAAUGAACAAUUUGAAUUCUCUUUUUCUGUUAUAUCCAAGAAUUGGGUAUGCAAAAGGGGGACCAUCGCUAUAACAACCUUAAAGUAAGACGUGGUCUUACCUCUAGAGACAACAAUCACCAGUACUUUCGAUAACUAUCGCGAAACU